UUGUGUUGGGAACAUUCAAUAUCUUCCUUCUAGCUAUUUGAAACUCGAUAUAUUUUUGUUAACUAUAGUUAUCUGGCAGUGGUGUAGAAGUCUGGGACUUAGUCCUCCUAUCUAGUGUAAUUUUGUAUCCUUUACCAGAUCUCUCCCUAUUCCCCUCUUCCCCCUACCCUUUCCAGCCUCUAGGAUCCACUGUUCUGCUUUUUACUUUUAUGAGAUCAACUUUUUUUAGCUUCCAUAUGUGAGUGAGAACAUGCAGUGUUUACCUUUCUGUCCCUUAAUGUCUGAGAACCUCAGGAAUUGGUCACAUUCUGAUGGUCUGAGGAGAGCAGUGGAAGAGUGAUGAGAUGCUAGGGUAACCAUCAUCCGGGUUUUUGAGGGCAGUGUCUUUUUCCAAAACCAAUGUCUCCCUAUCAUGUUACUUUUCUAGAGUCCCAAAUGGGCAGGGGCCCUUUGUGGGAGACUCUGUAAGCAGAAUCCGACAGAGUUGUUCCCCAGUCCACCGCAGUCUAACACGCCAUGACUGGACUUGCCCGUCCGUAUCAGCCUUAUGUAAAGCAGCUCUUCUGUUGGCAUCACUUUGACUUUCUCAGCGUGCCCCAUACCACGGACACUAUUCACACAGGAGCAUCAGAUUGGAAAAUAUCCCUGAGUUCCCUAAGAGACAGGCACUACUCUGAGGAUCUUUCUGCCCUGGCCCCACUUGCUUCUUCCCUGGGGUAGGGUUUCUUCCUAGCUUACUUCUGACUGUUCUUUCCUGGGGGCAUCUUCCCUGCUUGGAAGAGUUUUCUGUGUAGUGCACCAUAGUGUAGGUGUUUGUGAAGGCAGCUGCACAGCUUGUUUCUUUCUGUUUCCUCUCCACAACCCAUAGAUCUGAGAUUACCAGGUUUUGCCCACAUGGAGGUACAGUCCCCCAGGACUCUUUAGCAUGUCUUCUUUGAUUUACUGAAUUACUUGAGGGAUCUGUGUUUGGGCUGGCAGAAGAAGAUAAGAGAUUCCAGAAAUUCUUGCUGCUUUCUCCUAGAUAGCUGGCUACAUUCUCUUCCUCUUCCUCUCCCAUUGAUGAGGCCUGAGGGUAAGAGAGAGUCCAACUCAGAUUGAUCCUGUAAUUGACCUCUUUGUGUUUGCCACUCAUUCUUGAUCUUUCUAAUGAAGAAAGUUGGCCCAUUAACUUUAAUUAUGGUAAUAAUGUCAUUGAAGUCACACCAUUCAUUUAGCCUAGGUAUUACCCUACUCAUAUAGAAUUAGAUAAUGCAGGCCAAAGUGGUCAUGUAGAUCCUGGCAUGUGGUUGGUGCUGAGCUAGUGGGUUCUAUAUCACUGCUACUUAGAUAGGGAGUGGUUGUCCCCUGGAAGUUAAGGAAAUUGUCUGGGGUUUUUAAUGACAGUGUUUUUGGGCUCCCACCUCUGUGUCCUGGAUUAUCUGAAUAGUCCAGACCGGUGAUUCUGAAAAUGUGAUCCCCAGAGCAGUAGUGUCAGGCUCACCUGGGAACUUGUAAGAAAUGUGGAGUUUCAGGCCCCACCCAACACCUAUGGAAUAUGAAACUCUGGGGGUGAGGCCAGCAAUUUGUGUUUGACAAACCCUCCAGGUAAUUCUGAUGUGUGCUCAAGCUUGACAACUGCUGGUCUGAACCAUCAACCUGACUGCCUUUUUCCAGGGUUUUUUCAAGAAGUGUCUUAGACUCUAGUGUGAAAGUUGCUACUCUGCAGAUUGUCCUAUUGAACUGGGAAAGGGCUCAGGAAAGUUCAAAAGGGAUGAUGUGUGGGUUUUUGUGUUGGUGUGUAGCUGGUGGGGAGGAAGGCACUCUGAGCGUAGCAUAAGGCCUGGUGCAACAGGCCUGGUCAUUAGGGACAGUAGUUUCAGAACAAGGGAUACAAAUGGCACUUGUGUUAGAGGAACCAGAGGAAGAAAGAGGCUUGAAGCCUGGCUUUACCACCACAGAAAGGCUGUCCCCUGCCAUGUGGUUUUGGGCAAGGCCACUUUUCCCUGGCCUGUGCCUCAGUGGGCACUGCCUCUUUGCUUAAUGUCUCAGCUUUUCUGUGCUUCCACUGGCCAAUCCCUUUGCUGAUUUAGAUAUAUGUAAAUAUAGAUUUUUAAAAUAAUUCAAUCUACUUGUAGUCAGGUUUACUAGCCUGGGCACCUUUCUGUUUUCCUCAGGUGAUUUUGCACCUUUCUGUGUGGAUCUGAUACAUGUUUUAUUUUUCAGUUUAAUGCUCAGGUCUCCUGAGUUUUUGCACAGCAGAGCAUAUCCUCCCUUCCUUUAUAGAGACUAUGGGGGAGACUUAGCAAGGGAAUUAUUCCAGUCUCCUGAUUUCAGCCAGACCCUCUAUCUAACAUGCCACUUUGACCCCAGGUAAAAGUCAAGAGCGUACCCAUGUGUCAGGAACUGACAGCCUCUGCAGAAAAAUUCCUGUGAUGAGAGAACUCACGGUGAGCUUUUGGGAACAUUCAGGAUGUUGUAGGAUAGUUACAAUAGUUACAGAUUUUUCUUAACUGUAGUGAAAAGAUGACUCUCAGGCUGCAAGAAAUACCGAAAUGCCUUAAGGAGUGAUGCUGUGAAGUGGCUGGAAAGGAGCUAAAGCUGGAAGCCUGGGUUGUUUGAUAAUAAUAAGAGCUCUAGAUCCCAGAAGUGACAGGUUGUCUCUUCUGAAUUAUCUUAAGGCAGAUUUCAGGGCUCUUCCAGGCUGAAGUGGAGGUAAGCUGAGGUGAAGGGAGAUAAGAUUCUGGGGCAUUUUGUCCUGGAGCAUGUCCCAGUCUCUGGGCAUAAAGGGAUAGACCCAGGGAACUCGCAGUUGCUGGGUAUGCAAGCUGUUGAAAAGGCUCUAAGAGAUAAAGUGGGAAUGGCCUGAGAGCUAGAAAGGGAGCUAGACAAGCAAUCAAGUCUGAAUGGAGUAAGGAGAGAGUGUUUAAGAAUUCGUGCUGAUGGAUUAUUUUUGCUUCCUUUUCGCCUUGACCAUUUACUAAGUGUUUGUCUAUCUUGCUGAAUAGCAGCCAAGAGACUCUAACUUCUCUUGGUUUCCAUCUGUAUUUAGUUGAGUUGUUCCCUUCUCUUCUGACAAUUCCCUAAAGAAUACUGAUUUUAGAGGGGGCCAGGGAAAAGGGGCGCUUUCCAGAAAUCAAGCUAGAUCUUUCCUAUUUCUUCCUGACCCUUUUUCUAAAGCCUGAGAUAACUGUUUUCUCACCCUUUCCUCUCAGUAUUAGGUUCUGCUGCUCUCUUUUAGAUGUUUCUUUACUUUUCUUUCUUUCUUUUUAAUUAAGUGGUUACCUUUCCAUCUGAGCUAUUGGCAGGGAUCUGCCAGGAGAGCCAAGGCAGAGCUGCCAGCUUACUGGAGUGUGACAGCUGCUGAGGCCUCCCGUCUCACAGGCUCUGCAGAGAUCCAGGGCUGUCACUUCAACAAGUGUCAGAUAUACACACUCUGCUUGCAGAGCUCCCCAUGCAUAGCCUUAAAUAAACAUCCCAGAUAUAUCUGCCCUGUUUCCCAUCUCAGACUCCUCUUUUCAUCUCCAUCUGGUUUUCAAACACAAUUUCCCAACUUCCCAAUUACCAUCUCACAAGACCCCUCUAUGUCUUCAUUUCUCUGAAAAAAUAAGGAAGCAAAACAGCCAUUACUACUUUAAUAGGGCAGAGAUUCUGUUCCCUUGGCUGAGGAGAGUUUGCAGGAUGCUCUGCCCAGUCUAGUUUGCAGAGAGCCUGGUUGGUCAAUCUCUGUAGGUUGUGAGUUUGCAGUGGUUUGGGAGGCCCUCUCUCUGGCUGAGGAAAGUCCUCCCCAUAUUUAACUAACCUUCAGUGCUGGCUGUGCCCUUUUUUGUGUUGAGACGUUUUCUCAAAGGGCACUGUGGUUUCUCCUUUCCUGCUGGAAGUUCCAUGUCUGUGGAAAAGUUUCCUGUAACCUUUCAAGGUUUGUACUCUGUUCCAGAGGGGCUCUUGGAUAUAAAAAUGGUCUUUUUUUCUUAAAUGAUCUCACAGAUGAUCAAAAGGAGCACAUAAAAGCUGUCCUGGGGAUUUGGCAAGGUUGCCAGUGUUCUCUUUACCUUUGGUCUGGUAUUUAGAUCUGAGACAGUGUCUCGCCAACAGCCCUUGCUUUCCUCGGGGGUUAGGGCUGGGAGACACAGAAGGGGAGGCAGGAGGGGCAUAUUAAUUCCUCUAGGAAGUAGAACUUCAUUUUUAUCCUACGAGAGCCAUUUGAAAUUGGGUUGGCACAUUCAGUCCUGAAAAAGUGACCUUGCAGGAGCUGGAAUUUUAUAUCCAGCAUUGUUUUGGAGGACUUGGCCAGCAGCAUUUCCCUUGGGUGUAUUGCAUUAACCCUAUCCAAUCACUCCUAUGAGGUUUGUCUGGACUGGGAUUGCUUGUGCCUCGUGGUAGAGGAAAAGCCAGAGAUGAUGUUCUCUGGACUUAUGGAAGCCGCUUAGCAGUUCCAUGAUUUUUGUAAAAUCUGCUUUGUCUCUGGUGAAAUGGGAUAGGGGUAGUAACUAGAGGGUCUCUGAAGAUUCAGUGACACAAUAUAUAAAGUGCUUAGUAUAGUACCUAGCACAUAGUAGAUAUUCAAUAAAUGGAAGGUGUCAUCAUGAAUAAUCGCAUUGACAGUUAUUAAUAUUAAUACCAAACUACUAUUUCUUAGCAUGAAGUUGGUGCUCCAUAUUUACUGUCCCAUAAGUACCUCGCACUUACUCAUUGCAUUUAUCACUCUGUCCUUUAAUCACCGGUGUACUUGCCUUCUCUCUACGAGGCCAUACUCCUAGACCCUUGAAAACACUGGUAAUGUCAGGUUUACCAUUGCAUCCCAGCAUCUCCAGCACCUGGCAUGGUACCUGGCACAUAUGACAGGCUCAGUAUGUAUGCAUUAAAUAAAUACAUGAACAAAAUUCUCUAGCCGACUUUUUCUUUUUUAAAUUUAUUCCUCUUCUGCAAUGCUCAUCCUCUGCUUCAUGCAAACUGGGUACCCCUUUGAAUUCUCUUCCAGCUUCCCCAGUUACCAUUUCUAUUGCCAUGUCUCUUCCUUCAUUCAUGCCUACCCUCUUGUCUUGAAAUGCCUUUCAUCUCUUCUGUUACCAUUUGACAUCCUUUUUUUCACUUCUUGUGUUUUUUCUCUUCUAUGACGCAUACCCUAACUACUCUAGCCCAUAUUAAUCUUGUUCAUGAAAUCUUGUUUCAUGUAUAGCCCAUAAGUCCUUGUUGUUCUUGGAUUGAGUUUUAUCUUUCCAACCAGAUUGUCAGCUUCUGGAGAGCAGUCAUAUAUCGUUGAUUGUCCCUGCCCAUUAUAGGUCAUGGUCUGGGGCCAGGUACAUAAUUGGCUCUAAAUAAAAAGUAAGCCACUGUCAAAAUGAUUAAAUAAAUUAGACUGUUGGACCAAAGGGGUAAAUGAGAUUAAAAGGUUUUUGCUGAUAGGACACGGUCUUUAGAGUUGGUUGUGUGAAUGCGGGAGUUAGAGAACAGUUAUCAGUGCCUCAAUGCAUUGUUAAGAUUUGGGUUUUCUGUAUCUAUACACUCUCUUACCAGUUCUUGGUCUGGCCUUUCCCCCAGUCAUGUUUGGAGGAAAAUGUGGUAAAAUGGAAAUCUGUCAAAUGCUUCUGCGUCAGAAGGCAACAUACUUGAUGAUGAUAAAGGAAUUGGGAAUGCCUAAUGGUGACAUGAGGGCUCACCAUUUAGUGGGUUUUACUUACCGAUGCUGUCUUCAUUUCUUUGCUAGUUUGGUUGAUACCAAGCUCUUUCUGUAUUAAACUAGAAUCUAUUGAUUGAUACACAUUUAACAUUUUUGAGGCCAGAUGUACAGCAGAGAACUCCGUAUGUUGCAGGGAUUUCAGAAGAUGUGGUGUGCAGCACAUAGUAGAUGCUUUGUUAAUGUUGGGAAGGAUGAACACAAAUAUAAAACAUGCCCUUUGGGAAUGUGCAGUCUGCUCCAGGCUGCAGUGAAGUAGCAGGGUGAGACUGGAAUGAGUGAGGGCCAAAGGGCACCAGUUCUCAAGGGGGAGUCGCUGGGAAGCAGAAACAGGGAAGAGAUGCUAGAUGAACUUCCCAUUGCCACAUGGACUGUGGAAGUCAGACUAUAAUAGAAAUCAAAGUACUUUGAAAAAAUACAGUGCAGUAUUCUAUUAAAAUACAUAUUUAAAUAAUCAUAAAUUUUACAGAUUGACAUAGGCGUUGUUUAGGGGGAACAGACCGCCUAGCUCUUAGCCAGAUGGUCAGUAAAACAUUUAUUGUGUGAGUGAAUUCAGAGGAGAGUAGGGCUGGAGGCCCCGCUAUGGUUUUUGUCCCUCUUUUCUCCUUUCAUGCCCAAUCCUUCUGCUGGUUCAGGCAGCAGCAUUUCAUUUUCCAGCUGUAACUAAACGGUAAAUUACGAGGCGUGGUUGGAAUAGAGUUUAUCGGCGACUCUCCUUUUCUUCUCCCAUUCCAUUGUGAGGAUGAGUCAGUAAGGCUGUGCAUGGAUAUUUUCUGGCAAGGGCGUAAAACAUGUUUCUGAGGGCAGAGUCCAUGUUGCUGAGUAAUAAUUAACUGCUAAUGGCAUUGUCUUGGGUGUUGCAUAGUAAAUAAUCAAGAAAUAGUCUCUUUUCAAUGAGAGUUUGAAGGCCAAUGCAAAGACCACACACAGACAAGCCUGAAAGGUGCUGUUUUUACUAACCUUAAUGGGAAACAAAGGGAAAAAUCUGGCUUGUUUUGUGUUGCCAUGCUUAAUUGCAUGAUGGUGUCUUUUUCCCUUGAAUUUCCUCAUGCCCCAUGGAGGGCACAUGCAUGAUGGUGCUUUGCCGAGCAAGAAUUAUAAAACAGAGGUUCUUGGCAGCCGGGACGUACUGGCUGCUAUGUUGUCUAGCAUAGCUGGAUCUUACUGGGAGCUUUCAGAUCAGAGUCUCUGUGAAAUGGAACAAGUGAACUGAGCCUAGUCUGUUCCUAAAAAUAAGCCUCUAAGAAGCAAGUGAGGUGCUUUUCAGUGGGAAGCCUGUGGAGAAAGAGCCUGGAACACAGACUGGAAGUAAGUAUGAGUUUAAAGCCAAGAACAUCAAGAAGAAGAAAGUGAGCAUUAUGGUUUCAGUGGAUGGAGUGAAAGUCAUUCUGAAGAAGAAGAAAAAGCUUCUUUUAUUGCAGAAAAAGGAAUGGACAUGGGAUGAGAGCAAGAUGCUGGUGAUGCAGGACCCUAUCUACAGGAUCUUCUAUGUCUCUCAUGAUUCCCAAGACUUGAAGAUCUUCAGCUAUAUCGCUCGAGAUGGAGCCAGCAAUAUCUUCAGGUGUAACGUCUUUAAAUCAAAGAAGAAGAGCCAAGCUAUGAGAAUUGUUCGGACGGUAGGGCAGGCCUUUGAGGUCUGCCACAAGCUGAGCCUGCAGCACACGCAGCAGAAUGCAGAUGGUCAGGAAGAUGGAGAGAGUGAGAGGAACAGCAACAGCUCAGGGGACCCAGGCCGCCAGCUCACUGGAGCCGAGAGGGCCUCCACGGCCACUGCGGAGGAGACUGACAUCGAUGCGGUGGAGGUCCCACUCCCAGGGAAUGACGUCCUGGAAUUCAGCCGAGGAGUGACUGAUCUAGAUGCCGUAGGGAAGGAAGGAGGGUCCCACACAGGCUCCAAGGUUUCGCACCCCCAGGAGCCCGUGCUGACAGCCUCACCCAGGAUGCUGCUCCCUUCUUCUUCCUCGAAGCCUCCAGGCCUGGGCACAGAGACACCGCUGUCCACUCACCACCAGAUGCAACUCCUCCAGCAGCUCCUCCAGCAGCAGCAGCAGCAGACGCAAGUGGCUGUGGCCCAGGUACACUUGCUGAAGGACCAGUUGGCUGCUGAGGCUGCGGCGCGGCUGGAGGCCCAGGCUCGCGUGCACCAGCUUUUGCUGCAGAACAAGGACAUGCUCCAGCACAUCUCCCUGCUGGUCAAGCAGGUGCAAGAGCUGGAGCUGAAGCUGUCAGGACAGAACGCCAUGGGCUCCCAGGACAGCUUGCUGGAGAUCACCUUCCGCUCUGGAGCCCUGCCCGUGCUCUGUGACCCCACGACCCCUAAGCCGGAGGACCUGCAUUCACCGCCGCUGGGCGCGGGCUUGGCUGACUUUGCCCACCCUGCGGGCAGCCCCUUAGUUGACCACGGCAUGUUUGAGAAUUUGAACACAGCCCUCACUCCAAAGCUCCAGGCCAGCCGCUCCUUCCCCCACUUGUCCAAGCCCGUGGCCCCCAGCUCUGCCCCUCUGGGCUCUGCUGAGCCUGGGGGGCCAGGACUCUGGGUGGGCAGCAGCCAGCACCUCAAGAACCUGGGCAAAGCCAUGGGGGCCAAAGUGAAUGACUUCCUACGGAGAAAGGAGCCCUCCAGCCUGGGCAGUGUGGGUGUGACGGAGAUCAACAAGACUGCAGAAGCACAGCUGGUCAGUGGGGCUGAUGCGGCUCCAGGGGCUUGGCCAGAGGAUGAAAGAUCAGUCCUGCAAGAAGCAUUUCCUCGGCUGGAUCCUCCACCUCCCAUAACCAGAAAGCGAACCCCUCGGGCCCUGAAGACCACCCAGGACAUGCUGAUUUCAUCACAGCCUGUCCUGAGCAGUCUGGAGUAUGGGACAGAGCCGUCACCUGGGCAGGCCCAGGACUCUGCUCCCACUGCCCAGCCUGAUGUCCCAGCAGAUGAUUCACAGCCAGAGGCCACCAUAGAAAGAGAAGAGAGAGGCGAAGUUCUACCUAAUGGAGAGGUUUCCCUGUCAGUACCUGAUCUAAUCCACAAGGAUAGCCAGGACGAAUCCAAGCUAAAAAUGACUGAGUGCAGAAGGGCCUCCUCCCCCAGCCUCAUCGAGAGGAAUGGCCUCAAACUCAGCUUGAGCCCCAUCAGCCUGGCUGAGUCCUGGGAGGAUGGCAGCCCCCCUCCUCAGGGACGGACCUCCAGCCUCGACAAUGAGGGCCCUCACCCAGACCUGCUGUCCUUUGAAUAGAGCCUCUGCUCUUUCCUGCUGAGCUCUGCCCUUGUCUUCCUGCUGCUUUCUCCUCCACUGCACACACUGACCCUGGCCCCAACUCCACCGUGCCCUUGGACUUCCUCGUAUGAGGCACCAGCAGAGAGCCAGUCGUCCAUCAUGGGAUUUUGCAGGACUGGAAGUCCUUGAGUAGUUCUAGUUAAAGAGUCUAUCUGCAGAAUGGCUAAAGGACUCGAUGCCAUCUUGAGCCUAAAUUUCUGUAACCUCCUCUGAGUGGGCUGCAGCCCUUGGACAUUAGAGCUCUUACACUCUUGAGCUUGUCCUGUCUUCUCAGUGAAUUGCAGGGCAAUGGAUCUUGCAGGAAUUCUCUUUGCCUGUCCCCUACAUGCACCUCCUCCCCUGCUGUUCUCCUUCCCACACCCCGUCCCUUCUCUCUCCUCCUUGAUGGGUCUGAGGCCCCUGGCCUCAGCGGGAGCAAGGCUGGAUGAGGAAUGAUGGGUUUGGCUUGAUGAUAGGCCCUGGCCUGGAAAGCCACACACCCUGACCACAGCCCAGCCAUGGCUCCUCUUGGUCCCAGGACAGCGCAGGCCCCUGGUUGCCGUGUUUGCUCUGCCCCUGGGGUGGAGGCCAGAGGAGAUGCUUACCAGGCCUGAGACCUUGAGAAUUCGCCCAGGGUUCCCAAGGUUUCCCCCAUCUGGUCAGAUGUCAAAUACAAAAUGGGGGCAUCCUGUACAGAAGGAAAGAUGAGGCUUCCUUUGCUGUGUAUGUGAAGACAGGAGAGCCAGGCCCCAGCAGAUGCAGCCGAGCACACUCUGGUUUUGUUUUGGGGGGAGGGCCCAGGAACUUGGGGGUGGUUUUGGCAUUCAGGGCUGAAGCUAAAAACCCAGAGCAGAAGUAGGGAGAAGGGAGUGAGGAUGGGACAGAGAAGAGCGAUCACUGGGGAUCAGAACAGCUUUUCAGGGGCCAUCUUGCAACCUAAAAUGAUGCCAUUUCAGGGCCUGGGCCUGCUGUGAGAGCCAGAGUGAAGCGUGUGCAAGAUUGGAAUGUGAGAAGAACUGAGGGGGGAAACCACUUUUAAUUAAGUGGAAGUGCUUUGUGCUUGUGCUGAAGUUACCUGGGCCUCCUGUAGCCCUGGACCUCACUGGAGGGGCCCCGCCCUGCCCAUCCCUGCCCUUCUUCUAUGCUGAUGCUGGUGGGCUAUGUCCUGCUUCAGGAUCCAUGUAAGGGACUGACCAGGUUCAUCCAACCUUAACUGGUUCCUGCUCUCCUGGAUUAAGCCACUUUUAGGUCUCCCACCAGGGGUCCUAUUGUGCUGUCUUCCUGUGGCCAGCAGACCCUGUAAGGGGGUGAUCCUAAUCCCGGGGCUCUUUGCAGCAAGAGGAGAACAUCCCUUUUCUUGAACAAGGUGGCCAGUUCCCUGGGAGAAAGCUGGGAAUGGCAUGUCCAGCUGGGGCAGGCGUUGCGGCAUCCUUCUCCUGGGAUUCCUGUGGUCUCCCCUGUUCUAUUCAUUAUUUGGCUUCCCAACCAUAAGCUCUGGGAUACCCAGGGCUUGCUUCCCAGCUCAUCUCAUCUCUAAGCCUUCGCUCCCCUUCCCACCACCACUGCUAUGUAAAAUGGCCAUGCUAACUCCUACAGAACUAGGAGCCUCAGCAGGAUUGCUAGGAUGUGGGUGCCUUCCUGCAUUCUUGCUUCUGCAGCUGUGUGGCCUUCCCACAGCCCUCCCACCACUUUCCCUUCUACCUUGCCUUCCAUUGUCUUCCUUCUCCCAGAAAGCCAGGUUUCAACACGUGCUUACCACUAGCUCUCUCCCUUCCCUCGUGGGGGUUGCUGCAGCAAGGCACCUGCAGGCCCUGGUAGAGUGAGCAGGGCUUAUGUGUACGUUCUUUACGUGUACAUCUCCAAGGAUGUGAUGUCUGACUGUGAUGUCAGAGAGGAGGUCUCAGGACUAGCAUUUGGGGUCCUGUGAGUUUUCCCAGAAUGGUUUGGGGGUAUCACACAAAACACCAGAGCUGAGGAUAGGGGUAGAGUCCCCAAACACACAUCCUGGGAGCAAGCCACUUCAUCUGAGUUUCCCAUACCAGGAACAUGAUUUGUGCUUUGGUGGGAAACUUAGCAAGUCCCUGCACUCUGGGGCUUCUCCUCUUCUAGAGCCCAGGGCGGCUCUGGCCCGAUGAUAUGGCAGCCAUAUGUACAGGUAUUGCAGGUGCAGUCUUUCUUAAGUACCCUGCCCUGCCUUCACUCUAUAGCCCAGCUGUUGCUAGAGUCCAGGACCUUAGACCCAGGAUGAGCAAAAGGACUCCACCAGGUUGUCCAGAACCAUUGCCAGGGUGACCCCAGAUUUCUUCAGACUUCUGUCUGAUACUGAACACAGUGCCACGGGACCCUGCUCCAAUCUAACUGCCUACAACCCGCCCAUCCCCCUGCUGCAGGGGUGACACUGCUACCUCGGGAGGCUCUCUUGAGAGUGGUGUCUGGUCUUAGAUGCUGCAGAUAGUACCUGGUGCUAGGGUCUACGUGCUGCCCAAAGCCCAGCAGGAUCAGCUACUACUCAUCCUGCAGAGGCCUUGGCCCAGACCAGCUCUUCCAUCCAAAGUCUCACCUGGUUUCCGUGUUCAUCUCAACAGUCUGGCCUUCCUGUGACUGCAGCCUGGCAGCCACACCCCCAGUAAUCCCACACAGUGAGUCCAGCUUCUCUGGGAGCUUGGCCUUCAGUUAGCCCAGUCCAUGAGAGGGCAGGGUAAUGAGGAGGAGUGAAGGACCUAUCUUCUCUGUCCACAUAAGGAAUUUGGGACCACAGGGUCUUUUAUCUCCUUGUUACUCCCCAACCCCAUCAUAACCUCCUACUCAGCACACAGCUUUAUCCUGGUAGAUUAUAAGGUGAGCUUCCAGAACCUGGCAGGAGGCUGGUGUAUCCCCCUGCACGGAGGGAGGUGUAUCUGAAUGUUGUGUAUGUGGCUGAUAUGGAAGACAUACAUGUAUGCAAUCAAUCAGCCUUUAAAGAAGACUGGCUGCAGUUUGGAGGAGGAGGAGGAAGAUUACAGAUCUAUUCUGAGUAUUUUUUAGAGAGUUAAUAUUUAUAUUUUUAGUAAUUUUCUGGUAGAAGGAAAUUGCACAAUAAAAUGAUUUGGUUUGGUUUG
Cercocebus atys (sooty mangabey) is the source of this 11996-nucleotide messenger RNA. Its product is annotated as carboxyl-terminal PDZ ligand of neuronal nitric oxide synthase protein. The record is from RefSeq and is a predicted model, not a curated record. Lineage: Eukaryota; Metazoa; Chordata; Mammalia; Primates; Cercopithecidae. Gene Ontology annotation, molecular function: nitric-oxide synthase binding. The transcript is spliced from 11 exons. Bases 7012 to 8877 code for a protein of 621 amino acids.